Schistosoma rodhaini is the source of this 4057-nucleotide messenger RNA. NCBI's taxonomy places the organism in Eukaryota, Metazoa, Platyhelminthes, Trematoda, Strigeidida, Schistosomatidae. The record is from the annotation of a GenBank genome assembly.
GAAUAUAGCGCCUCUCAAUGUGUAGUAAGAUUGAUAAUUGCUCCUCCAAGUUGGAAAAUAUCGAUGGUGAACUGUCAAAGAUAGAAGAAAAAUUAGCAAACUUUGACGAAUGCAGAAAGAGGACAUUUAGUUUAUUAGAAUCACAAGUAGAUUCUCUUCAGUCUGUACUUCAAAAUGAUCGAGUUAUUGUCCGCCUGAAACACAAGUGCAUCUCUUGUAUUUUCUGUCUGCAUUUCCACUUUGGCUGCUAAUCUAGUUUUGCAUGACCAGAACCUUAUUCCAUGAAACUAAGAAAAUUGAUAAAAAAUAAUAGAUGAAAGCAGAAUUUACACAAAGCAAGUUCCAUCCUUAGAUAGCGGAGCUUUUCCCUCGUCGAAUUAUCGCGUGUUUGUGAAUCCGUCAUACAGUUAUUAGUGUGGCAGGCAAUAUACUGUUUUUAGUUUCGAAUCAAAUGGUUCAAAUGGUUGAGGAUGCUGCUUGGAAAGACAUACGAACAGCUGUGGAAACAGCAGUAACAUCUAUUAGUCAUUUAAACCAUAGGGCCCCAGAAAACCAGUGGAUUUCUUCUAAGUCUAUUUCACUGAUGGAUUCGCGUAAACCCAUCCCAUCAGGUUCUGAACACGACGAAGAGCGUAAACAAAUCAGAUCUAGGUUAACUAAAAGUCUAAGGAACGAUCGUGAGCAGUGGUGGGCAACGAAAGCAAAAGAGAUGGAAAAGGCAGCGGCUGUAGGCAACACCAGGCAGCUCUUCAGACUAAUAAAAGAAACCGGAAUUAAUGAAGUCAAGUGUAAGUGAGACAAUCUCCCAAUAUAUAAAAAGGGGCCAAAAUCAUCCUGUGAUAACCAUAGAGGGAUUAGUCUGACUAACAUAGCAUUUAAAAUACUAGCCUUAAUAAUUAUCAGGAGCCUAACUAAGACUCGUAAACUGCAAACACGAGAAAUUCAGGCUGGCUUCAGACCUGGUCGUGGCUGUAUCGACCACAUAUUCACCAUUCGUCAAGUUUUAGAGCACAGAUACGCUUAUCGGCGUCCGACAAUGAUAGUUUUUCUUGACUUGAAAGCAGCAUUUGACUCUGUAGACCGAGAGGUUCUGUGGCAGUGUCUGUCAUUAAAAGGUGUACCUGAGAAGUACAUAAACUUGUGAAGGCUCUUUACUCGAACACUACCAGUCGAGUGAGAGCUUAUGGCGAACUGUCAUGUGAUUUUACAACCUCAAGUGGUGUCCAUCAAGACCUGUUGCUGGAAAUAACACUCUCGUCGACUGAAUUUUCAGGAAUUGAUUUCCUACCAGGAGGAUUGCUUAUCAACUUAGAAUACACAGAUGACAUAUUCCUGUUUGGUGAAGACACUGACAAAAUACAGUCUUCUGUUAGAACUGAGUAAAAAUGCCAGGAUGUUUGGGAUGCGUUUCUCCCCAUCCAAAUGUAAAUUGUUACUCCAGGGCUGGCCUGCGUCAACACCUGAACUAAGGAUAGGGAGUGAAGUAGUCGAACGCGUGGACAACUGCACUUAUCUUGGGAGUCAGAUCAGUCCUAAUGGGUUGGUGUGUGACGAAAUCUCAGCACGGAUUCAAAAAGCUCGUUUGGCUUUUGCCAACCUACGUCAUCUAUGGCGAAGACGAGAUAUCCGUCUAUCAAUUAAGGGACGAGUAUACUGCGCAACAGUUCGCAGUGUUCUACUUUACGGCUGUGAAACAUGGCCAUUAGGAGUAAAGCAAACACCUGAUAGUGAUACGGAUAUCAAGCAACACACUGGCUUAUUUGUAUCGACUGUAAAGUCGAAAUUGUCAGAUUACAUAAAAGCUCACCGUGAUAUCCACCUGCCCAUUUCGAAAUUUGGAAAACUUGUAGACAAGAGUUUUGUCGACGAACUUUCUCAUCUUAAUACCUAUUUUACAAAUCACGAGAAGAAAGAAUCUAAAACCAAAUCUAUAAUAAAACCUGUCCUAAAGGCAUCAUCGUUAUACAAAGAUUCUCUGUCAACUAAAGCUCCAGAUGAUCUGUUGCGGUUGGUCAUCAUCGAACACUUACUUCGUGAAGGCCAUGAAUCUCUGGCCAUUGAUCUGAUGCAUAAUUUUGGUUUUACUCAGGAAGAUAUAGGAUUAGAAAAGUUUAAGGAGCUAAGCGAUCUGGUUUCAUCUACACAACGAGGAGAGCUAGAUCCAGCGAGAAAAUGGUUAUCAAAUAAUCGAGAGGAACUUGGAGACAAAGCAAAGCAGUUAGAAUAUUGUCUAGCCAAACUUGAUUUUUUGUCUACAAUACAAAAAGAACCUGUGGAUCCAGCUGCCGUGAUUCAAAGUGCUCGCCAGCUGGUUCCUUUUGCAUCUGAUUACUCGUCAGAUUUUGAACAUCUUAUGGGGAGUCUUGUUUUUAUUGGACGUAGCCUAGAGGAUACUCCGUAUGCUGACUUGGCCUUGCCAACCAGCCCCACAAAAAUGUCUUCCGAAAGCUCUCAAGUAACCAAGACUUCUGAAGAUGUCUGUAUGAUGGAUGGUCAAUAUUCUCUCUCAAUGUCGCCUGCAACAACUAAACACAAGACAGAUGGUAGCAAUGCUUUGACAGAAGCAGCAAAUUUGUUUAAGGCCUCUUGCUGUUAUCAUUUAAAUUUAUCAGACACUGAUCCACUACUCACUGCAUUUUCCUCCGGAUGUCGUGUACUUACUCGGCUUCAUUCGUUACAACGUGCCAUUGCUUGCCUCAGUAAAUACAGUUCAUUGGAUGGUGACAUGUUACCAGUGAGUUUGCACAUAGUGAUUAUGUAACGUGAUUCUGUAAUGAUUUUAAACCUAACAUGGUAAAACAUCUAGAAUCAGUAUAUUAUCAAGUUGACCUUUCGAACUGUCACUCUUUGGGCUAAACAGAUUGUUUAUAUACUUCUACACAAUAAAUAAAGUCAGUGCCGUAAUUGACUUUUGUUCUAGCCUCAAUCUAGUCGCUACGUUCUUACUGUAGCCAACACUGAUGCUAAACAUGUUUACGCAGUGUAAUAGUAAUCGAAUCAAGUUGUUGACCGCUUCAACUAAUAUACCAACCUGUUUUGCAGAAAAGCUUUUUGUUUGAUCUCAAGGUCAGUGAUAUCAGGCUUCACGUACACUACAAUCACUACCAAUUUUGAGAUAACUGUACUGUGUUAUCAGCAACACUUGAGCACCCUGUUGGAAUCCCAUCACGUUUGUACUACUGAAGAUUCUGUAAUGAGAAGAGUGUCAAAGGUUAUUUAUCUUGGUAUUGCUGUUAAAUUGGAUCCCAGCGCCCACCGCCAUAAUAUCUUUCACUGUCCUGUUAUCAAAGAAGUAAUCUCGGAGUCGAAUGAUGGUGCUAGUGGAGGUGGCCCUGUGCGCUUAACGUGUGGUCAUGCUAUAUCACGAGAUGCAUUCAACUCUUUGGCUAGUGGAGAUAAAAGUAGGAUGAAAUGUCCUUACUGUCCUGUGGAGACGUUUAAAAACCAAGUAUUGGAUCUGAUAUUCUAAAGAAAAGUCAUCAACGUCUUAUGUGUGUUUGUAUAGACUUAUCUACGCUCACACCAUCACACUGGCGUAUCAUAUAUAUUAAAUAUACUAUAACAAGCUCAAAAUCUCAUAUAUUGAUAUAAACGAAGCUGUAUUGUGAUAUGCUGACAUGAAAUACUACUCAGAUAUUGCCUGUUGUAUUAUUAUACUGUAAGCUGUCUUCCUGUCAUCCGCCUCCUAUUAAAGUUUUUACUUGACUAUUGCAAAAAUAGAAACAAUUAACUGAUUAGAUCUAUUUCAUAGUUACACGUAUCGUUUUCUUUUCGGAUUAUUUCAUUUAGUCUUAUAGACAAGCUGCUGUGUACAAGUAUUUGUUUAUUUCUCCUGCCAUGUCGUAAUUGUGUGAGGCACUUCACAUCUCUUUAUAUAUAUAUAUGCCCACAAUUUAACUUAUAUUUUGUCAUUGUAACACUAGCUUAUUGUCAUCGUUGUUUUUAUUAUUGUCUUGUUUUUUUCUGCUUUGAGUUCAAUUUAUUCUACUAUCAAAAUACAACUGUUAAAUUAUAAACCUAUAUAUUCGGCAUAUAUAAAUAUAUAUCCCAUGAUUCU